AUGGCAUGGGGCGCUCCUGGAACGGGGUUUUGCUCCUUGGCCCCCCCAGGGAUUGCCUGUCUUUCCCACAGUGUCAAAAGAUGGGUAUCAACAGGGGUUUGCCAUGUGACAACCGGCACUAAAUUUGCAUGGCUAUGUGACUGUGACUUGAAUGUAUUUGAAUGCGUGUUCCUGAGUGAUUGUUGGAGCGUGGCAUGGCACUGCAUGUGGGACGCAGAUUCAUCCUUUUCCCGAGUGCAGGAGAGGGUCACCAGCCAAGCCAACUCAUUCGCUGAAUGGCACCAGGACGUCCCGCGCAGCACUGGACUCGGCGCGAUGGACUUGCAACCGGAAAAUGACCCCCAGCUGAUCUCGUACAUCCGUCACGUGUUAAUGAAGCGUCCGUCGAGAGGGCCUUACGUCCUUGGCAUCGGGGCAACCUCACUUUCCCCUUCCAAGAGGACCAAAAAGCUGCAGGAAUAUUUGAAGAAGAUGGCCGGCGGUGUGUUCGUGGAAGCGUACGCCGGUGACGGAGAGAAAGAAACCUCCACCCUGUACCUCGAGCGGAACGAGAGUUGGAGCGGCCUGCUGGUGGAGCCGGACCCCGCCCUCUACGCUUCCUUGCUAGGGAAAGGGCGAAAAUCCUUCAGCGUCAAUUCCAACUUGUCUCUCUCCUUAACGAAUUUUACUUCACGGAGUAUCGAUUCAGUAAAGGAGGGAAACGCCACCUUGCCACUUUACACCCUUGUUAGAGCGACUGGCAUGCCUGAAAUCGACUUCCUGUGCCUUCACACUGGCGGCACAGAACUUCAGAUACUACAAACGUUUCCCUGGAUCAAUAUGCGCGUGCGAAUCAUAAACGUAGAGUAUUCAAACGUUCCCGGCAACGUUUUGGCCGUGCAGACCUUCCUCAAGGACAAGGGCUUCGACCUCACCAUCAUGCAAGAGCACAGCGCCACCUUCGUCAGGAAGGAUCUCAUGGAUGAACUGAUGGGCACGACGCAGCGACCCCAUGCCCGAAUGACUUUAGUGAAAAUAGGGAAAAAGGGGAAAACUUUCUUCGAAAUCAAGCGUGGAACAUAAUUAAUUGUGUAUUGUCUACACGCACUUGCAUACUCACCACACACACCCGUGAUUAUUACUAUUACUAUGUGUUUAGAAUAAAUUUCCACAUGAUGCUUAA
Penaeus monodon (black tiger shrimp) is the source of this 1162-nucleotide messenger RNA. RefSeq lists its product as uncharacterized. The transcript has 6 exons. NCBI's taxonomy places the organism in Eukaryota, Metazoa, Arthropoda, Malacostraca, Decapoda, Penaeidae. Bases 1 to 1062 code for a protein of 353 amino acids. The record is from RefSeq and is a predicted model, not a curated record.